AUGUCCGCCUCCACCCGCAUCCCCGUCAUCGCCCAACCCUUCGUCAGCGACCGGGCCAAGCGUACCCUCGACCAGGUCGAACAAUUCGUCGAAAAAGAAUGCAUCCCCUCGGAACCCAUCUUCCGCGCGCAACUCGGCACCGGCGACCAACGCUGGUCGACCUACCCAGCGAUCAUGGAAACGCUGAAACAGAAGGCGCGCGAACAAGGCCUCUGGAACAUGUUCCUACCCAAGAACCACUUCUCGCAGGGGGCCGGGUUCAGUAACCUCGAGUACGGGCUGAUGGCAGAGUACCUGGGCAAGAGCACGAUUGCAUCGGAGGCGACGAACAACGCCGCCCCGGACACGGGUAACAUGGAAGUGCUAGCGAAGUAUGGUAACGCGCAGCAGAAGAAGGAGUGGUUGGAGCCUCUCCUGGAGGGAAAGAUCCGGUCUGCGUUCCUCAUGACGGAGCCGGAGGUCGCCAGUAGUGAUGCUACUAAUAUUCAGUUGGAGAUUAGGAGGGAGGGGGAUGAGUGGGUGCUUAAUGGUUCUAAAUGGUGGUCCUCCGGCGCAGGCGACCCGCGAUGCGCCGUCUACCUCGUAAUGGGCAAGACGGACCCUUCGAACCCAGACCCGUACAAACAACAAUCCGUGAUUCUGGUGCCGGCGCACAACACCCCAGGGAUCACCGUGCACCGAAUGCUAACCGUGUACGGGUACGACGACGCCCCGCACGGCCACGGGCACAUCACAUUCAAGAACGUGCGGGUGCCAGCCUCCAACAUCGUCCUCGGCGAAGGCCGCGGCUUCGAGAUCAUCCAGGGUCGACUGGGGCCCGGACGGAUCCACCACGCGAUGCGGACCAUCGGGGCGGCUGAGAAGGCCCUGGAGUGGAUGAUUGCGCGGAUCAACGACGAGCGGAAGAAGCCGUUCGGGCAGAAUCUGUCUUCGCAUGGGGUGAUUCUGGAGUGGGUGGCUAAGUCGCGGAUUGAGAUUGAUGCGGCGCGGUUGAUUGUGUUGAAUGCGGCGAUUAAGAUUGAUCAGGGAGAUGCGAAGAGCGCGUUGAAGGAGAUUGCUCAGGCUAAGGUCAUGGUUCCGACGAUGGCGUGCGGGGUUAUUGAUCGCGCGGUGCAGGCGUAUGGCGCUAUGGGCGUUUGUCAGGAUACGCCGUUGGCGUAUAUGUGGGCGUGGGUGAGGACGUUGAGGAUUGCGGAUGGGCCGGAUGAGGUGCAUUUGUUGCAGAUGGGCCGGAGGGAGAAUAAGAGUAGGAAGGAGGAGGUGAGGAGGAAGUUGAAGUGGCAGGCUGAGGAGGCGGAGAGGUUGUUGGGGGUUAGUGUUGCUGCUGGGGGGAAGAGUCGGUUGUAA
This is a messenger RNA of Aspergillus luchuensis, 1347 nucleotides long. Its product is annotated as acyl-CoA dehydrogenase family protein. Gene Ontology annotation, molecular function: flavin adenine dinucleotide binding; oxidoreductase activity, acting on the CH-CH group of donors. The record is from RefSeq and is a predicted model, not a curated record. Bases 1 to 1347 code for a protein of 448 amino acids. NCBI's taxonomy places the organism in Eukaryota, Fungi, Ascomycota, Eurotiomycetes, Eurotiales, Aspergillaceae. The transcript is spliced from 3 exons.